CACUAUUGACAGUUCCAUUCGAUAACAAACUUGUUUGGGUCGUUCGUUCGUUUUCAUCGGGUUAUUUACGCAGGUUACUUGCUUUUGUUCUAAAAAUGCGUCCUCCUCUUGCAAUAGUUAGAACAUAUUGCGCAACUGCUGCACCCAAAAGUAGUAAUUUUAUUGACGAAAUGAAGAGAAACUUCAUUGCAACAAAUACGUUUCAAAAAACUUUAUUGUCAUGUGGGUCAGCCGCUAUUUCUUUACUAAAUCCACAUCGGGGCGACAUGAUCGCUUGUUUAGGCGAAGUUACUGGAGAAAGCGCUAUAAAAUAUAUGCGACAAAAGAUGACAGAAACUGAAGAGGGCACGGAAAUACUAAAGGAAAAACCGCGUAUUAAUUCUGGCACUGUUUCCUUUGAUAAGCUAUCCCAAAUGCCAGAUAACACUUUAGGUAGAGUUUAUGCAGAUUUUAUGACUGAGAACAACAUCACAGCUGACUCUCGUCUGCCGGUUCAGUUUAUUGAAGAUCCUGAACUGGCUUACGUAAUGCAGCGCUAUAGAGAAGUGCAUGAUUUGGUUCAUGCCACUUUAUUCAUGAGAACAUCUAUGUUGGGAGAGGUUACAGUAAAAUGGGUAGAAGGUAUUCAAACAAGGCUACCUAUGUGCAUCAGUGGCGGCAUCUGGGGAGCAGCCAGACUUAAGCCAAAGCAUCGCCAGAUGUAUUUGAAGUACUAUCUCCCAUGGGCCAUCAAAACAGGCAAUAAUGCUAAGUUUAUGCAAGGAAUUUACUUCGAAAAAAGAUGGGAUCAAGAUAUAGAUGACUUUCAUAAAGAAAUGAAUAUUGUAAGACUUGUGAAGAAAUAGUAUUUGCCUUAUUUUAUGUAAAAAAAGUAUACUAAGUCAUUAGUUAUUGUUGUAGAAUUUUAGUUUGUUUUGAAUGUGCAAUAGUAAGUUGUUAUUUGAAAAUAAAAUAUGCCAUAAACUCUGA
Messenger RNA from Helicoverpa zea (corn earworm), 969 nucleotides. RefSeq names its product ubiquinone biosynthesis protein COQ4 homolog, mitochondrial (gene Coq4). NCBI's taxonomy places the organism in Eukaryota, Metazoa, Arthropoda, Insecta, Lepidoptera, Noctuidae. Gene Ontology annotation, cellular component: mitochondrion; mitochondrial inner membrane. The record is from RefSeq and is a predicted model, not a curated record. The transcript has 3 exons. The coding region runs from base 96 to 845 and encodes 249 amino acids. Gene Ontology annotation, biological process: ubiquinone biosynthetic process.